Molecule: messenger RNA, 1818 nt
Organism: Lentinula edodes (shiitake mushroom)
Lineage: Eukaryota; Fungi; Basidiomycota; Agaricomycetes; Agaricales; Omphalotaceae
Exons: 7
Coding region: 20-1609 (529 amino acids)
Cellular component (GO): nucleus
Molecular function (GO): histone methyltransferase activity; protein binding; zinc ion binding
Source: RefSeq, a predicted model, not a curated record
AUUCUACUACACCAACCACAUGCUCCUCUCCCCCACCCUCUCCCCUCCCUCCCUCCUCUCCCUCACAUCCUGCUCCUGCCCCACCGGGCACUGCCACCUCCGCAAAUCCGCCUGCCCCUGCUGGGCCCUCCAACAAUCCCACACGGGGGCGUACGACGUGUCGGGGUUCAUGUACGAUGCCGCGGGGUUGCUGAAGAAACCGGGGCUCCCGGUGUUUGAGUGUGGGAGUUUGUGUGGGUGUGGGGAGGAGUGUCGGAAUCGGGUCGUCUCCCAAGGCCGCAAAACCCGAGUCAUGCUCAAACAAACGGACAAAAAAGGGUGGGGCGUGUUUGCGUGCGAGCGUAUCCCGAAAGGGACGUUCAUCGGGAUCUACUCGGGGGAGCUGCUGGGGCAUGAGGAGUCGGAGGAACGUGCGAUAAAAUACGACCAAUUCGGACGAACCUACCUCUUCGACAUCGACUGGUGGUAUAUCGAUGCCGAGCUUGAUGCGAAGGAGGCGAGGCAGAAGGAGGCGAAGGAAAAGGAGGAGAAGGAGGGGAAAUUGGAAAAGGAGCAGAAAUCGGAAAAGGAAAUGCAGGAACAACUGGAACAACUCGAGAAAGCCAAACAAUCUCUCAUCACCGCUCUCCAAGAGACUAUGAACGGAGCUGGAACCAGAGCUGGAGAUGGGAACGAACAAACUCCCAUCAUCGUGGAUCAUGACGAUCCUGUCCCUACCCGUGCCCUUGCCCUUGACCCUGCCCCUGGCUCUGCCCUUGCCUCCGGUCCUGGUUCUGACCCUGCCCCUGGUUCUGGUUCUGGUUUUGGUUUUGGUUCUGGUUCUGCCUCUGGUUCCGCGUUCAACACCAUCGACAAAGAGAACGCGAACGCGAACGUUGAAGAAGGUAACGCGAAACACAAGGACAAGGGCAGGUCCCACCCCAAGACAAGCGGUGGCGUAUCACACUCACACUCACACUCACACUCAGCCUCAGCAAAUCCAGACUCGUCCGACUCAAACUCAUCCGACUCCGACUCCGAUUCCUCCUCCUCCUCAGACUCCUCAGACUCCUCCUCCUCCUCCUCCUCCGACAGACCAAGACGCCGACCAUCGAAAUACACAAUCGAUGCAUAUCACGCAGGGAAUUUCACCCGGUUCUUGAACCACUCCUGCGACCCCAACGCCGCGCUCACCCCCGUCUACAUCGACGUCGACGAGAUCGAGCGCCCCCUCCUCACCAUCUUCUCCAAGCGCGACAUCCACCCACACGAAGAAAUCACCUUCUCCUACAGCGGGGAUCCCGAUGUCGAUGACGAUGAUGAUGAUAACGGUGGUGGUGACUUGGAGAACAAAGUCCAUCCACCGACACCUAAACGUGGGAAACACGCUCCAAAGGCGAAGCAUACCAAUACCCCCAGAUCACUCGAAUCGCCACAGAACCAGAACCAGAACCAGAAGAACCACAACAAUAACAAUAACAAGAAUCAGAACCAAAACCAAAACCAAAACCAGAAGAACGAGAAGAAUCAGAAUACCAAGAAAAAGAAAGGCAAAAAAGGCGACGCGAGGGUCCAUGUGGAUUGUGAAUGUGGGGCGGCGAAGUGUAAAGGAACUAUCUGGCGGCCAUGAUUAUCUCUCUAGUCUCUAUCUAUACUCUCUCUAUUCUCUACUCUCUAUUCUUCUCCCUUUCCUCUCUCCCUUUCCUCUCUCUCCUCUCCAUUUUCUAAUCUCUCUAUUUCUCUAUUUAUUUAUUUAUUUUUCUUGCCCCAUGUUAUGUGGUACAUAUCCUAGUUCAAUCCGGAUGGAUGGAUCAAUAAAAAAAUACUAUUUCGUUCUGG